AUGGGAACUGCAUGUAAUAUAUUUUCAAAUAUCUUUUUUAUCGGUACCAGAGAUACUUUAUCCGAAUCCAAUUUGAUUUUUUGGUACAGACAAAUUGUCGUAUUCGCUUUGUGCUUCAUCGCACUCUUCCAAGUUUCAAACGCUGCCAUUGGUGUCGAUAUCUCUUCAGGUUCUGAUAUUCCAGCUUUCCAAUGUCUCAAGAACAACGGAUAUACCUUUGCUAUAAUUAGAUGUUACAUGUCAACUGGUGCUACCGAUCCAAACUGUCCACACAGUAUUUAUAACGCUAGAGAUGGUGGUAUGGAAUAUGUUGAUGCCUACAUUUUCCCAUGUUUCUCAUGUGGUAAUGGUGCUGGUCAAGUCGUCGACACUGUCAACUACCUCAAGUCAUACAAUGCCGAUUUCGGUAUGGUCUGGUUCGAUAUUGAAGGUCCAGGUACCUACUGGUCCGACAACCAAGGUGAGAACCAAGCUUUCUUCAACAGUAUGUUGGAGGGUGCCUCGCAAGCCGGUGUCAAAGUCGGUAUCUACACUUCAUAUUCUCAAUGGGAGCCAAUCAUGGGUAACUGGGACGGUGGUGCCAAAUACCCAUUGUGGUACGCUCACUACGAUGGUAACCCCUCAUUCAGUGAUUUCUCACCAUUCGGUGGUUGGUCUUCACCAGCUAUUAAGCAAUACAAUGGUGAUUUAACUGUUUGUGGUUUGGGUGUCGAUCAAAACUACUACCCAUGA
Molecule: messenger RNA, 732 nt
Organism: Heterostelium album PN500
Lineage: Eukaryota; Evosea; Eumycetozoa; Acytosteliales; Acytosteliaceae
Product: glycoside hydrolase family 25 protein
Exons: 6
Coding region: 1-732 (243 amino acids)
Biological process (GO): cell wall macromolecule catabolic process; signal transduction; peptidoglycan catabolic process
Molecular function (GO): lysozyme activity
Source: RefSeq, a predicted model, not a curated record